Molecule: messenger RNA, 1467 nt
Organism: Haliotis rufescens (red abalone)
Lineage: Eukaryota; Metazoa; Mollusca; Gastropoda; Lepetellida; Haliotidae
Product: eukaryotic translation initiation factor 2 subunit 1-like
Exons: 8
Coding region: 151-1137 (328 amino acids)
Cellular component (GO): eukaryotic translation initiation factor 2B complex; eukaryotic translation initiation factor 2 complex; eukaryotic 48S preinitiation complex
Molecular function (GO): RNA binding; ribosome binding; translation initiation factor activity
Source: RefSeq, a predicted model, not a curated record
AUCAGGCACAUGUAGGUAAGCUUUGGUAAAAUCUGUUAGAGGUUUGGUAGGAUUGUUUCUUUGAAAUUCCAAGGAGAAGUGUAUGUUUUAUAUUCUAUGUGUCAUUCAGGAGAAUCGCACAAAUUGGAUCGAGUUGGAUAAACAGCCAAGAUGGUACUGUCAUGUCGAUUUUACAAGAACAGAUUCCCCGAAGUGGAGGAUGUCGUUAUGGUAAAUGUGCGCUCCAUAGCCGAGAUGGGGGCUUAUGUGCACCUGCUAGAGUAUAACAACAUUGAGGGCAUGAUUCUGCUCAGUGAGCUGUCCAGGAGACGUAUCCGUUCCAUCAACAAACUCAUCCGCGUGGGGCGCAGUGAAUGUGUCGUGGUUAUCAGAGUUGACAAAGACAAAGGGUAUAUCGACUUGUCCAAAAGAAGAGUUUCCCCCGAGGAGGUAGUUAAGUGUGAGGAGAAGUUUGCCAAGGCCAAGGCUGUAAACAGCAUACUGCGACACGUGGCGGAGAUCCUUGGCUACACGACAGAUGAACAGUUUGAGGAUCUGUACACAAAAACUGCGUGGGCCUUCGACGACAAGUAUAAGAAACCUGGUACUUCAUACGAAAUCUUCAAACAUGCUGUUACGAACCCAGAGGUGUUGGAUGAGUGUAACAUCGAUGAUGAGACGAAGGAUGUGCUGCUCCAGAACAUCAAACGUCGACUGACACCACAGGCAGUGAAGAUCAGGGCGGAUAUUGAAGUUGCGUGUACAAAUUAUGAAGGCGUUGAUGCCGUGAAACGAGCACUGAAGAAAGGAUUGGAGUUGUCAACAGAGAAUCUGCCAAUCAAAAUCAACCUGAUUGCCCCUCCACUGUAUGUGAUAACGACCCAGACCCUGGAGCGCACCGAGGGGCUGGCCAAGCUGAACCAGGCAGUAGCUAUGAUCAAGGAGAGCAUAGAGGAGGCAGGAGGGGCCUUCAACAUCCAGCAGCAGGCCCGUGUGGUGUCCGACAUUGAUGAGAUCGAGCUGGCCAAACAGCUGGAGCGCCUGGAGGAAGAGAACCGUGAGGUUGAUGGUGAUGCUGAUGAUGAUGACGAGGAGGAGUAUGGGAUGGUGAUGCCCGACGACAAACUCGAGGGCGUUGACAUUGUUAAAGAAGACUAGGAGAAGUGUGGAGGGGAGUGCCUGUAUCAUCAACUUAACUCUUGACAAAUCAGUCUUCUACUCAUUGUCCCAACAACAAUUGUUGACAUCACAAUUGUCUGAUGCAAACAUAUGUUUGUGCUUUCCCAAACACUGAAUCAUUAUUUGUAUCGAUUAGGACUGCCCUGGCGCCGGUUCUGUGACAGAUGUCAUCAACUUUGUGUACUGAGUUUUUCAGACCACCAGGAACCAGGCACAGAUGCCUGAUGUGGAGGAAAUCAUCAUCUGCAUACAGCAACAUGUAUAUUGUAUUCUACAAGAGGUCAUUAAAUUUCAAUGUGUAUAAACUAA